AUGGCAGAAGCGCGGAGGCAACAUGACACCGAGGGGGAGCGCAGGGAUCUGCGGGGAGCGAGGAGCAGGAACCAGGCAACAGAUCAGCCUGAAAGAACCAAACGGGAGCAUUUACACCACAGUCAAGGGCCUCUGUCGUCUCUACGAGCUGCGAUCAAACGAACCAGAAGCAACUCUCAGUGUGAACAUUACAGAGACAGAAGACGACCAGAGAUCACCAUCGUCUCAGCAGAACCUCUGGGCAGUAACAGCUGGUAUUCCGGACCUUCUGUGGUUUUCCCCUCUCUUCCUCAACCCAGCUGGUCUUCACAUGUCCAGACUGUCUCCCAGCCUCCACCAUCCUAUGACCAGGUGAUUCAAGAGAAGACACAGGAAAAGCCCACUGCUGCUCCUCGGCAGACCGCCGUCAUCUCCACAAGUGCCACACAGACCGACCCUGAGAGGGGAAGCACUGUCCCACAGUCAGCUGCUGGUAAAAAACCACAAAAACCACCAAGACCAUCCCUGCCCAGACCGGCAGACACAGAGACAGCGAGUCCAACUGUUUCACCUCCUGAUCAGACCGUGAGGACAGACACCACAAGUGGAUCCAGUGUAACACCAGAGCAACCCAGGCGAGCAGAUCCAGUUCCAACGUGCAGCAGAUCUGUUACUGUCCGCUGGGACUUUCCAGUCAAUCAUCUCUCUGCACCUGAAACCACUCCCUCUUCUUUACACUCAGAACCUCAGCCACGCCCCGUGCCACUUCCUCGUAGGAAAUACCAAAAGCAUGCAAUAGUAGAGGAGGUCAGAGUUCAGUCUUUGGUGAGUCUCAGUGAAGGUUGUGACCCCGUUCACCCCGAUCCAGAGGAUGAAUCCUCAAAUAAGUAUUUAAAGGAGUUAUUGGAGGUUUUCAGUGCCGACAACACGUCUGAGGAGAGACGCGACGUUGUCGACCAAUCCGAAGAGGCCUGCCGAAGUGAAGAUGCUGUUGGCGAGAUGAACACCAGCAGUCAUCGUAAUAUCCAGGCCAGGAUCCAGGCCUUUGAGAGCCAGGCCUGCACCGAGGAGGAAAAUGCAGUGGAACCAGUCAGACCAGAACCCCGACCAAGGAAGGCCACUGUCAAACCUCCAGUCGCUGCUAAACCACCCGUGGCGCUUAAACCUCCGUUUAACCAAAGUGCUGAUGACGACAGUCAAAAUGUCACCUACAUAAAUGUAGGAAACCACACACCAGCCGCGAGGCCUCAGCCCCCGAGGAAACCUGUGGGAAUGUCUAUAAAAGAGGAGCUCGAGACUUUACACCGCAAAGGGGCCGUUCCACAGCGGUCACGUCCUCCUGGUUUGACCAGAGCCAACAGCGUUUAUGAAGAAGAACCUUCACCACUCCCUCCUGUACCUCCUGUGAAGCCUCCUAAAGAGCCACUCAAACCCAACCUGAACAUUAACAACCACAACUCGGCGUCCGUGUUCAACGAGAACGAGUACGAGAACGCUCUCGCGCACCACAUGCCGGUCGAGCCCGAGCGUAACGUGGACACCAAUGGAGCCUCCUUCCCCAGGCAAAGUGUGACGAGGAGGCCGACCACCAUCAGAGUCCCCAGCAGAGCCGUUUCAUUCUCGGAUCAUCAUCAUCAGGACACGGCUCCUCCCCUUCCUGUUCAGAAGCCUGUGGGCUCCCUGAAAACCUCAGCGCCCCUCAGGCAAAGCUCGAUGCCCGUCCUUCCUCCCCAGUUUGGACCCGAGCCAUCGCUUCCACCUCGGAGACAAAGCACCACCAAAACCCUCCCACCUCGUCCUCCUCCAGCCAAACCAGGCCCGGGAAGACCUCCUCCUCCCAGCCUUCAGGCUACAGGCCAAUCCGUUUCAUUGCCAUGGGAGGUUUCACCUAAACCCCAGAAACAGACGUCCCACAGGAAGCGACCCGUCUUACCUCCGAGACCCAGCCCAGGCCAUCGUCUCUACAACAAAUACACUCUUGAACUUCCUCAUGGAAUUGCAGCCCUCGACUACAAAGGCAGCAGCACAGGAGAGCUGUCGUUUCAGAAAAACGAAGUGCUUCUUCUGGUAGAGGAGAUUGACCAGAAUAUGUUUGAAUGCCAAAUUGGAGACCUCAAAGGCAGAGUCCACAAGUCUCGCAUGAAGGUCAUAACUCCUCUUGCCUCCGAUAUGUCUGCAACGCAGGGUCCUGGACCAAGUGCUUCAGAUGGAGGCAGCGGUGGGCAAAGGAUGCAGGUUAUUUAUGACUUCAACCCAGAGGGUCCAGGAGAGCUGGGUCUGAAAGCAGGAGACAUCGUGACCAUGGUGGAGCCGGUGGACAGUGAGUGGUGCAGAGGCACUUGUCGCGGAUCGACCGGGUUCUUUCCUGUCAAUUACGUCAAAGUCUUGUCAGAUUCAACAAAGCCCCUGCCUGAACGGAAACCGAAGCCUCCGUCUGCAGCAGUCGGCGGUCCACGCUGUAAGGCCAGGUUUGACUUUGAGGGCGAGCACAGUGAUGAGCUGUCUUUCACCGAGGGCGAUGUGAUCAAGCUGAAGGAGUACUGUGGACAGGACUGGGCUCGGGGACAGCUUGGCGCCAUAUCUGGAAUUUUCCCUCUUAACUUUGUGGAGAUCAUUGAAGAUCUGCCUCCACCUCCAGGUCCACAGCAGCCGCAGCCCAAGAGCGUAGCACUGCCUGGUAUGGUGCCUUCUUCGACUGCAAAAAAUGAGUUUGCCAAACCCUCUAAGGUGUCUCAGUCCAGUGUGGACUGGGCGGUGGCUCGGUAUGACUAUGCCGGGAAGUCGGACGACGACUUGUCCUUUCAGGAGGGCGACCGUAUCCUGGUGACCCAGCGUCUUAAUGCGGAAUGGAGCCGUGGCAGACUCAACGGCAGAGAAGGAAUGUUCCCCACAGCUUUUGUUGAGAGCGGCACUGCAGGUCAGCAGUCAUCGACUUUACAGCAGAAUGCAGCUGCACCAAGUGUUGACAGAGGCAGGGCUUUAUAUGACUUCACAUCAGACUGCGAUGAAGAGCUCUCUCUGCAGUUUGGGGAUAUUAUAACCAAUCUGGAGUCUUUAGAUGAAGAAUGGUUCAUGGGCGAUUUAAGAGGGAAACGGGCCCUGGUCCCUAAAAACUAUUUGCAAGUACUCUGAUCGUUACAAAGGUGGCUUCAAGGACAAAGACCACACUGAGGACACUUGGUGGACAUCCUCAAUUGACUGCCUUUGACUAAACUGCACUAUUUUUCCAAUUGAGCAUCAUUUAACCUAGAGCAUUGACUUAAUGAUAAGCUUACUGAAUAACUUAAGUUACAACUGGUUGUAAAUACUGUGGAUUUGGCUUUAAAAUCAUUGUUUUAACAUUUGCACCAUCUAGUGGUUUGUUGCCUUCAUUUCCUUACUUCUACAUUACAAGCACCUACACUGUACGAAUACUUAAGCUGUUUUGUAACUGGUCUAAUUAUAUGUAAAUAAUAAAUACAAGAUUGAAGUUGCAAA
This is a messenger RNA of Solea senegalensis (Senegalese sole), 3456 nucleotides long. It is a transcript of the gene sh3d19, whose product is annotated as SH3 domain containing 19. Lineage: Eukaryota; Metazoa; Chordata; Actinopteri; Pleuronectiformes; Soleidae. Bases 1 to 3111 code for a protein of 1036 amino acids. Gene Ontology annotation, molecular function: protein binding. Gene Ontology annotation, biological process: protein transport to vacuole involved in ubiquitin-dependent protein catabolic process via the multivesicular body sorting pathway. The transcript has 21 exons. Gene Ontology annotation, cellular component: ESCRT-0 complex. The record is from RefSeq and is a predicted model, not a curated record.